AUGUUUGAGUUGCCGGAUGCGAAGCGGGUGCGACGCGAGGAGCUGCAUUCGCCCACAUCGUCACCACGGUCGUCGCCUGACCCAGACCUCCAAGACCUGUUGCGGUCCCAGAUAAACACCGACUUCACAUUUACGACCACUGAAGAUGUCGCCCAAGAUACGCCACCCGACGACGACGAGGAAAUCGAGCUGCGACUAUUCGCGGCACCAUCCAAUGCGCCUCCACAGACUCACAAGAUACGCUUGUCUUCUCCCGGCGCAGAUCUCGGGGAGCCAGGAUUUCUUCUGAAGAAGCCACGGAGUUAUUACUUUGCCGAUGAGCCCACAAGCGAAGAGGAAGUCGCAUUCCAAACGGCAGCCAUAGAUGGAAGGAGUGUCCUGGAGCUGUCAAAGCAGCCAUGGCCGGGUUGCGCCUUGCCCUGGAAGGUGCGCAAAAUAUCAGCAGCAGGCAUGAGGAAGGAGGUAUUGGUCGGCCAUCCCCCAACGCUGCUCACACUCGAAGAGAAGGAGCGCAAGCGGACACGGAAGGGAAAAAAGGCACGCAUCGCCAUUAGGCAAAAGCUGCAGGCCACCAAGGAGAAGCAGACUGAGCAGGCGAGGCUUGCACAAGAAAAGGCUGAAGCUGAGCGCGAGAAGCGGACGCGACGAAAUCGGGAGAAGAAACUCAAGAAGAAGGCAAAAGGACAGGCCAAGAAGGCCGUGGAUGGAGCUACUGAAGGCGCAAUGGAGGGGGUGGAGGGUUCCCUGGAAGUCACUACAACUGAUACCCAACCGAUGAAUGAUAUAACGACAUGA
This is a messenger RNA of Pyrenophora tritici-repentis Pt-1C-BFP, 795 nucleotides long. Its product is annotated as TolA, Membrane protein involved in colicin uptake. The record is from RefSeq and is a predicted model, not a curated record. Lineage: Eukaryota; Fungi; Ascomycota; Dothideomycetes; Pleosporales; Pleosporaceae.